CUAGACUUCGCACCAUCGGACUCGCAACAGCUCGCUCAUCAACUCUCGUCAAGAUGUCGCAUCCUACUUAUGAUCCCAAGAACAUGAUCUUCCAGCGUCUGGGUGACUCUGGUCUGCGAGUGAGCAAGUUUUCCCUCGGUGGUUGGCUCACGUACGGCGGAACAGUCGACACGGCCAAAACCAAGGAGAUUCUCAAGGUCGCUUUUGAAAAUGGCAUCAGCACCUUUGAUACCGCAGAAGUGUACAGCGGUGGCGAAUGCGAGAUCGCCAUGGGACAAGCGGUCAAGGAGCUCGGCUGGAGGAGAUCGGACGUUGUACUCAUCACCAAGAUCUUCUUUGGCACCGGAAGCAAGGAUCCCAACGGCAGGGGCCUCUCCAGAAAGCACUUGGUGGAAGGCACAGAUGCGUCGUUGGAGCGCGCUGGCCUCAAGUACUGGGAUGUCAUAAUGGCACAUCGACCUGACGUCAGCGUUCCCAUGCACGAGAUUGUGCGAGGCUUUAAUCAUCUCAUCGAUACGGGAAGAUGCUUCUACUGGGGAACCAGCGAGUGGACAGCGCAGCAGAUUGAGGAAGCGCAUGGCGUGGCGGACAAGUUGGGCUUGAUUCCUCCUGUGGCCGACCAAGCCAAGUAUUCCGCUCUGCAUCGCGAAAAGAUCGAAAAGGAGUAUGCCCCACUGUACAAAAAGUACGGCUAUGGUUUGACCACUUGGUCGCCGCUCGAGAGCGGUCUUUUGACCGGCAAGUACAACGACAUUGCACAGGGCAAGAUUCCCGACGGUUCUCGCUACCAGACCAAGGCGGACACCUUCACAGACACCAUUGCCAAGCUCAAGACUCCAGAGGGUCAGGCAAAGAUUGAAAAGGUCAAGGGAUUGACAAAGAUUGCCGAGUCUCUGGGCACCAGCGUCGCCAUCUUGUCGCUUGCUUGGGCUGCCAGCAACCCGAAUGUUUCGACGGUCAUUCUUGGCGCCUCGAAAACUGAACAGGUGCUCGAGAACCUCAAGGCUCUCGACAUUCUGCCUAAGCUCACCCCUGAGGUGCACGAGCAGAUCGAAAAGGUGUUGGCUAACAAGCCAGAGCCGGAUGCCACAUACGGUCGCGCACCCAGGGACACGUUGGCCAGGCGUCGUGCCCGCUUGUGAUUGCGAGGUACGCGGUGGUCUGAAACAAGUAGCGCGCUACGCGAAUGCAAUGUGUAUUCUGUCCAGGCG
Ceraceosorus guamensis is the source of this 1211-nucleotide messenger RNA. RefSeq names its product putative potassium channel beta subunit protein. NCBI's taxonomy places the organism in Eukaryota, Fungi, Basidiomycota, Exobasidiomycetes, Ceraceosorales, Ceraceosoraceae. The record is from RefSeq and is a predicted model, not a curated record. The transcript is spliced from 11 exons. The coding region runs from base 54 to 1142 and encodes 362 amino acids.